AGCCUCUCUGGCUCUCCACAUACCACCUUAUAUAUAUAUAACAGUAACACAAGCAGUAUCUCAAAUUGAUCAUCAAUGGCUUCCUUCAUAACUUUCAGUCUGUUCAACCUCUACCUAGCUCUCAUUUUUGCCGCCUUGGUCACUGCUAAUGCGACUUUCUCUGAGCAUUUCGCCAAAACAAAACUGACACCAACCGCCAGAAAAAUGACUCGACUUCAUUUCUACUUCCACGACAUCACCAGUGGCAAAAGCCCAACUGCUAUGGCUAUAAUCCGGCCUAAAACUGCAUUUGGCACAACUGUAAUGAUAGAUGACCCUUUGACCGUGGACACCAAGCCGGGUUCAAAAGUGGUGGGGAAAGCUCAAGGAUUCUAUGCUUUGGCUUCUCAGCAUGACUUGGCCUUACUUAUGGCUAUCAAUUUUGCAUUUACCUAUGGCAAGUACAACGGAAGUACACUUAGUGUUAUGGGGAGGAACCCUGUGCUUGAUGAAGUAAGGGAAAUGCCGGUUGUUGGUGGAAGUGGGGUCUUUAGGUUCGCUCGUGGCUAUGCGUUAGCAAGUACGGUGAGGUAUAGUCUAAAAACUGGAGAUGCUGUAGUUCAGUACAAUGUAACCGUAAUGCAUGCCUGAUACAGUUAAACUCAUGUAUCCCAUAUUAUGACCCUUCAGUUGCAGUUCACAUCAGUUGUACUUUUGAUUGGUAAGUUAAUAAAUUGCUAUAGAUU
Messenger RNA from Cynara cardunculus var. scolymus (artichoke), 725 nucleotides. Its product is annotated as dirigent protein 22-like. The transcript has a single exon. Bases 76 to 630 code for a protein of 184 amino acids. The record is from RefSeq and is a predicted model, not a curated record. NCBI's taxonomy places the organism in Eukaryota, Viridiplantae, Streptophyta, Magnoliopsida, Asterales, Asteraceae.